CUCGUUGCUGACGAACGACGGCCAUCCUUAACACGUGAAGUUCAGCCAUGGAGUCUAUUUGUUUCAGAUUGUCGUUCCAGUUGCGUGAUUUUCUUUAAGGAGCAUCGCUCAAAGUGGCACGGUUGGGCAACGGAGAGAAUGAUGAACGGUGUUGCGGUUUCUUCGAAGAAGUUGGCUGAUUUGUUCGGCCUGAAAAUGUGGCGAUGUUGGACGGAUAUCGAGGCUCCUCCGUUGGAGGUAUUGUCGUCUAUCAUUUUCGAGAGGAGCUGCUGGGACUCUGAGGUGAUCAGGUGGAAGGUGCUCAAUCAGAUCAACGACUGUUGUGAUAUCGUGCAGUACGUCGUCAAUGAUAUACCUCCACACCCAACGCGGGACUGUUCGGUGAUCAGGUAUAGCUCAUGUAUAAUAACGUCGACCUCAGUAAAUCCAAACUAUUCGUCACUUAUCGGAGGCAUCAAGGUACCGUGGAUCGAAGCAUGGUACUUCAUAGAGCCAACUGGAGGAGGACGAUCACGGAUCAGUUACAUAUCCCGCAUGGACUUGAGGGGUCGUAGUAAAUCGUGGUAUAACAAGUAUUACGGCUGCCACUGCGCUAUUCAUAUGAGGAACAUCAAGAGCCAUUUCAGGCAGCUGUUUUCCAGGGGCCCUGAAACAACUAUCUGA
Molecule: messenger RNA, 663 nt
Organism: Soboliphyme baturini
Lineage: Eukaryota; Metazoa; Nematoda; Enoplea; Dioctophymatida; Soboliphymatidae
Source: the annotation of a GenBank genome assembly